Molecule: messenger RNA, 1352 nt
Organism: Zerene cesonia (dogface butterfly)
Lineage: Eukaryota; Metazoa; Arthropoda; Insecta; Lepidoptera; Pieridae
Gene: Daao1
Product: D-aspartate oxidase
Exons: 2
Coding region: 156-1175 (339 amino acids)
Molecular function (GO): FAD binding; D-amino-acid oxidase activity
Source: RefSeq, a predicted model, not a curated record
CACGUACUGUACUGUAUAGGUACGAUGUAAAUAGAUAGUUUGUAAAGAACGUAUCUCUAAUUGAACGCGUUUUUGUUUUAAUUCGGGUCAGUAGGUAAUAAAUUAUUAGGUGAGGAUAUAUUAACUAAGGAUUAUUACUUUGGAAUAUUAUUCUUAUGUUUAAAAUGGUCAAGAAUACUCCAAAAGUGGCCGUCCUCGGGGCAGGAGUCGUCGGUUUGACGGUGGCGAAGAUAUUCCAAGAUCGACUCAGACAUGCUGAUAUAACAGUCGUAGCGGAUAAGUUUAAAGGAGAUACUGUUAGUUGUGUCGCUGCAGGCAUCUUCCGGCCAGGACUCAGCUUUAGAGGUCCCACAUACGAGAUAACGAAACGAUGGAUCGACAAUUCUUGGUAUUACUGGCAGGAUAUACUUAAAACAUCCGAAGCUGACAAAGCGGGCGUUGUAGCGCUUUCGACAUACAUAUUCUCAAAAGAAAACUAUCAUACGACUAGAAAUCGCUUGAUAGAAGAUCUUGUGCCGAUUUAUCGACCUGUUGAUGAGAACGAAUUACAAAUUGCAGGCAAAGGUUGGAAAUACGGAUCUUAUUUCACAACUGUUAAAACGACAUGCGACUAUUACCUGCCUUGGUUAGAGAAUUCGUUCGUCAAAAGUGGCGGGAAAAUCGUCAACAGAAAGAUUGACAGUUUCUCAUCGCUCAACUUCGAUUUGGUAUUCAAUUGUACCGGUAUGGGAGCGAAAUAUUUAUGCAACGAUUACGAUUUAGUUCCGAUCCGGGGUCAGAUAUUUAAAGUGAAAGCUCCGUGGCUAAAGACGGCGUUUUACGGUGAUUAUGACGCGUAUAUCAUACCGGGGCAGGACGGUAUCGCGACUUUGGGUGGAGUCCGGCAAUAUGACAGCUACAACAUGCAGGUGUGCAGGCAUGACGCGGCAGCGAUCAUGGAGAGGUGUGUGGAUUUGUUGCCAGCGUUGAAGAAUGUUGAGGUGGUGGCGCAGAAGGUUGGUUUACGACCUCACAGGGUACCUGUGCGGGUGGAAGCUGAGGUUAUUGAUGAUUUGAAAGUGGUACAUUGCUAUGGUCAUGGUGGAUACGGGGUUAUGUGCGCCCCGGGCACCGCCAUGCACGCGGUCGAUAUCGCUUUGGACGUUCUGAGGUCUAAUAUCAGGAGCAAAAUUUAAUAUAAACUAUAAUUUCUAGGUACAUAUUAAAAUGUAAUGUUUCUUUUUGUAUGUAAUUUCUAAAAAUGUUGCUUAUGACAAAUCUAUUUUAGUAUAUUUUAAUCAUUUAUCAUAUUGCAUACAUCUAAUAUCUUUAUUGUCUAUUCAUAUAAAUAAACAAAAUUGGAAAACAAAGUA